Molecule: messenger RNA, 1035 nt
Organism: Guyanagaster necrorhizus
Lineage: Eukaryota; Fungi; Basidiomycota; Agaricomycetes; Agaricales; Physalacriaceae
Product: leucine carboxyl methyltransferase
Exons: 5
Coding region: 1-1035 (344 amino acids)
Biological process (GO): C-terminal protein methylation
Molecular function (GO): protein C-terminal leucine carboxyl O-methyltransferase activity
Source: RefSeq, a predicted model, not a curated record
AUGUUUCCACCACCUUCCACGGACGCGGACUCGUCAAUCCGUUCCACCGACUCGGAUGCUGCACUCGCUAAGCUAUCUGCAGUACAAAAGCAAUAUCUUCGUGAUCCAUACAUCCAAUACUUCGUUCCUCGUUCUCAUCUUCACGCCGCUCGACCACCUUUGAUCAACAUCGGGACAUAUGUUCGCACUGCUGCCAUCGAUGACCUUGUCAAUCAGUGGCUCUCUCUGUCCCAUGAUGAAGGGAAGCAAUGUCAGAUAGUGAGCCUUGGGGCGGGCAGCGAUACGCGAUAUUGGCGAAUUGCGGCAGGCCCUCAGAAAGAUGCCCUAUCGACUUAUAUAGAGAUUGACUUUCCUGAAAUAACAAGCAAGAAAGCGAUGGCAAUUAGGAAGAAUAAACAGUUGGGCGCUGUCUUCGGCAACCCAGCCAAUGUCAAAGUCUCUGGCGGAGGAGCUGCUCUCCAUGCUUCCAAGUAUCACCUUUUACCUGCCGACCUUAGACUCUCCCCGCAAGAGACUCUGGGUCCUCUUCUAGCUCAGGUCUCGGAACCUCUUCUCUCGUCUUCACUCCCCACACUCUUACUUUUUGAAUGUGUUCUCGUGUACAUGUCACCAACUUCUUCCUCGUCCCUUCUCAAGUGGUUCUUGCAUUAUUUCUCCCAGUCUGGCGACAACGGUCUUCUUGGAACUAUCGUAUACGAAAUGUUUGGUCUUGAAGACUCUUUUGGACGCGUUAUGGUUGACAAUCUCAAGGCACGCAAUAUCUCUCUUCCCGGGGCAGAACCGUAUCCCACUGUUGAAUCGCUUCCUACGCGUUUUACCAGCAUCGGAUAUACGGCAGCCCGGGCGCUUACACUUCGGGAUAUACGUCUUCAAUAUAUUGACCGAGCAGAGUUAAAUAGGAUAUCAACCCUCGAAUUCCUAGAUGAGGUGGAAGAAUUAGAUCUGGUCUUGAAUCAUUAUGCAAUUACGUGGGGACUCUGGCAUCCUAAGACCCAAACAAAAGCAUUGUGGGGUAUGUGGGGUCUGAAGACAUAG